AUGAGCUUCGAUGUUCAACUACUGAAUGCUCACUAUAUUUGGUUCCCAAAUCCUUAUGUCUAUUACAAUUUCACGGUAGAUACACCGAUUGCAAGUGAGGGGGAUCGAAGAACACUAAGAAAGCGAAGAGGCUACGCGUCGAACUUUUCCUUCACUCUUUUAUAUUACAUCGGAGUCAUCGACACACUUCAACUAAUCGGACAUAUUGUUGCUGGCUUCAUGCUCAUAACACUCAUGAGUAGCUCAGAAGUCAUUUAUAUCUUUGGUGCUAUUCUAGAAGGUGGAUAUAUCUCAACGGGUUUUUUGACAAUUGCACUUCCAAUUCAUCGAGCUGCUUAUAUUAUGUUUCCUUUCAAAGCUGAUAGAAUAUUUCACCCAGUUCUUUUGAAAGUCUAUUGGACUUUCAUCUACAACCAUGACAAGCCGGAUUUGAACAGUUACAUGAGAUUCUUUGAAGAAUGGAGUACUCUGGCUCCAAUCAUUAUCGGUGCCGUUCUUUAUUCGCUUAUCAUUGCCAAGCUUUCGUUUCGCAUAGGGAAAUAUUCCAAGAAAGAAAUCAAGUUGACAGCUCAAGUAUUUGCGGUUCUUUUGGUUAAUGCCUUCACGUAUAUCUAUUGGUAUCAUAUCACUGGAUAUCUGUCAAUGGGCUUUGAUACGAGGUUAUUGGAGGUAAAAUACCUCUAUUUUCCCAAUCCUUAUGUCUACUAUAACUUCACAAAUGAGACAAUGAUUGCAAGUGAUGGACAAAGAGUGCUUUAUGGUGCCUCGAAAUUCACCUUAGCCAUCAUUUUGUUCAUCUUUCAAAUCGCUUAUUUGAUGACAUUGAAACGCCGAAAAGGCUAUGGAUCAAACUUCUCAUUCACACUUCUCUUUUACAUUGGAAUUGCGGACUUUUUCCAAUUACUUGCCCAUAUUGUGAGUGCUUUUAUGCUGAUGACAUUGAUGAGCAGUUCGGAGUAUACUUAUAUGAUGGGAUCAUUCCUCGAGGCUGGCUUCUUUAUCCCCGGCUAUAUGACAAUGGCUCUUCCCAUUCACCGAGCCAUGCAUAUCAUCUUUCCGACUACCACCGAGAAAUACAUUAGACCAAAUAUGUUAAAAGGAGUUCUUGUCCUUUAUCUAAUUUUCGCUAUCAUUUCGUUUGGAUAUUUUUGGAACAGUGAUGCCGGCAUUGCUUACAUUCCUGAAUCGGUUUAUUGGGGCUUCACUUAUAACCGAAACAAGAGCGCUCUCAACACCUAUAUGAGAAUUGUCGAGGAAUGGAGUGUCCUUGCACCAAUCGUUGUCGGAGCUAUAUUCUAUGCGCUCAUCAUUUUCACAAUCUGCUACAAGGUCGGCAAGUACAGGGCACGGGAAUUACGAUUGACAGCUCAGAUUUUUGCCGUUUUGAUUGUUUGCACAAUUUGCUACGUGAUGUGGUACAAAUUUCUCGACGCGGUGAGUAGAAAU
Molecule: messenger RNA, 1446 nt
Organism: Mesorhabditis belari
Lineage: Eukaryota; Metazoa; Nematoda; Chromadorea; Rhabditida; Rhabditidae
Source: the annotation of a GenBank genome assembly